GCUGGGUCAACUGUCUUACCCCCCCGCCUCUCUCAGUUCGUCUGCACUCACUGCUCCCACUCAUUCUUUGACACUCGCUUUUCUCGUUUGAACCACAACUCAUCGAUUUUAUUCUCGCUCAGUAGAUUCAUCAUCAGGAAACAGCAGGAAGACAGAGAAAAAGGAAUCAUAUGCUGAGAGGCCUCAUCUACAGCUAUAAGCCAGAGAUUGCCUAAUGUAUUCAUCUGGCUUAACAGGCCUUUCUGAAGGAGACUUCUUCAUCAAAACGGGCAACGAGAAUUAAGCCGAACAGAUGGAUGACCUAGAUGAUAAGAUUUCAUCCUCUGGGUUCGAGCCACUCUUCAUUAAGGAAGAGGAGGGGGAACCAGAGAGAGCCCUCAUGGAACAAGGAGAGUGCAACACAGACCUACAUGGCGUCACCUUCACAGGAACGCAGCUAAAGCAAUCAUCUUUAAUAAAGCCAUACCUACAGGAGAUGGAUGACUUACUGAAGAGCUGCGAGGAGCUCACCGGUAUUUCCUUUGGUUCUCAAUACACUGAAGCAAAUCUGACCGAAUCCAGUCAUGGUCAGGGCAAAGAGGAAGUUACAGUGGAAAAGUACGGAGAAACAUGGAAAUGCCCCCAAGCUUAUCUCUCAACUAGCUACAUUGACACACACAUAGAUGGGACUGGUACAGAAGAAAAGCCUGUGCAAGGCCAGUUGCAAAACAUGGGCACUCUAUUCAACAGGUGUGGAGUGACAUCAGAACGUUCUCACCAGACAGAAAUGCCUCUGACCUCAGCAGGUAACAAACUGAGCAAGACCAUGGUGGAAUAUGAAGGCCAGCUGUUAGGGAUGCUAGCCAUGCUGGAGAGCUGCAUGGAAGAAGCUGGCAUGGACUUUGAACCCCAAGACUGGGUUACAGAUGAAAGCCAAGAAUAUGUACACAUUAACAAGAACCCUCAGCUUUACAGAGGUACAACACUGGUGCCCAUUCAGCAAGAGAGGCCAUUAAAGAUGGAGAUCCAGCCAAUGCAAUUAGAUUCCUGGGAAGAAGGUCAGGUUUCCAAGGACAACGGGAACAGAAUGACAGCAGGUUCAACAACAAAUCGCAGCCAGCAGAAAGAUUUGUCUGGCUGUGUUAUGAUGGGUGGGUUCUCUGUGGAAAGAUUAGAAAGGCCAGGUCAUCUAAAAACAGAUAAGGGGUUCGGAUUUUCAGGAACACCAGCAGAAAAGGACCCAGUGUACUGUGAGGGGACAAAGCCUGGACAUGUAUUUGAAGAACGCAUGGAAACAAUGGAAGAUGCAAGUGAGACUGAUGUAAAUGUCAGUGAACUACCAUCUGAGGAGAGACGUGAACUCAAGACAGACACCUUAGAUCUGGGAUCUGGCAUGAAAGAAUUAGGGGCCUUGCAGACUCAGAUGGAGGACUGCAUAGAAGGGGUACAGCAAUUACAGAAGAGGAGGAUUGAGCUGCUGGUAGAGGUACUGCAACUGAGAGGGGAAAAGGGCCAAGAGGAGGCAAAAAUGGCAAGUGAGGAGGAGGAGACAGAGGAGUGGAUUGAUAGCAAAGUGGCAGACCUGAUGGAUGUGCUCAAGAAAGAAGAAGAAGGAAGAAGGGAGGAGAGAAAGAGGGAGAUAAAGAGCCUUAGGGAGGAGAGGGCAGAGGAGGAAAGAAGAAUGUGGAAGGUGAACCUGGAGCGACAGGGGCUACAAGACGAGCUCAGAAAGCUGAAGAGGAGGCUCUUCGCAAUGGCGAGGGACUGCGCCCACAGCCAGGCAGCUCUGAACAACCAGCGCCGUGAGGUGGAGCUGCUAAAGAGAGAAGAGGAGAAGCUGAACUCCCUGAUGCUCCAGCUGACAGAAGAGGGCUACCAGCUCAGGUUGGCCCAACAACAACAGCUCUCAGACCUGAUUGCAAAGCUUCAGGACCAGAGCUCCAGUCAGACUCCCAACACUGCAGAGGAGCUGACUGAAUGUAGGAGGCAUUCAUGUGGGGACAUACAGCAGUAUCUGCAGGGUGGACUGAGAGCACUAGAGGACAGGUAUGAGCCAAUUUUGCUUGCACUGCUGAAAAGAAGAGAAGCAACAGCUGGUGCACUGGUUAAAGCCAAAGAGCAAGCCCAGGAGCUGAGGGCCCAGCUGAGACCUCUGAGGGAGGAGAUAGAAAAACUGAAGCUGCAGAGGGCGUGUUUGGAGGAGAAACUCAAACUAAUCCACAUGCAAAGAAGAGAAAAUGUGGGACAGUACAAGGAGACAGUGCACUUCCUGGAGGAGAGCAGCAGAGAGCUGAAGACUGAGUUAAAGAUUCAGAAGAGAAAAACUAAAGAGAUCAAGGAGUUGAGAGAUAGCCUUGCUGAGCAGCUCCUGCUUUGCAGAGAUGCUAUUGAGGACCAUAACAAGGGUGAUGAUGAGGAGAAAACAUGACUGUUCUUCAUUUAAAAAAAGAGCUUGUGUGGUUUAUUAAGCAAACAUAGUAAACUCCAAAGGUUUGACAAAUGCACUUUAUACAAACAUGCUGUUACACGACAAAACUGAGAUUGACCUUUGUUUUUUAAUAGAAGAGUUUGUAAAGAUAGACUGCAGCCUGUAGAAUGGGUUUUGUUAUGAAUAAAG
Archocentrus centrarchus (flier cichlid) is the source of this 2596-nucleotide messenger RNA. It is a transcript of the gene sync, whose product is annotated as syncoilin, intermediate filament protein. Lineage: Eukaryota; Metazoa; Chordata; Actinopteri; Cichliformes; Cichlidae. Gene Ontology annotation, cellular component: intermediate filament. The transcript is spliced from 6 exons. Bases 293 to 2407 code for a protein of 704 amino acids. The record is from RefSeq and is a predicted model, not a curated record.